CAUUGAAACAUCGCUGCGGUCGUGCUAUAUUGUGUAAUAAGUAUUUUGCCAAGCACUGCUAAACAUGAGGCAGUUAUAUUUACUUUCGUUUUUAACGGGCUACCUGGUAGCUGUGACAACGGCAGCAUCGAACCUAGUGUGCUAUUAUGAUUCAUCCAGUUAUACGCGCGAGGGUUUGGGCAAGCUGUUGAAUCCAGAUCUGGAGAUAGCCUUGCAGUUCUGUUCGCACUUGGUUUACGGAUAUCUGGGCAUUCGUGGCGACAACUACCAAGCAUAUAGCUUGAAUGAAAACUUGGACAUCUAUAAACAUCAAUUUUCGGAAGUAACAGCUUUCAAGCGAAAAUAUCCACACCUUAAAGUUCUACUCAGCGUGGGUGGUGAUCGUGACAUCGAUCCGGAGCAUCCAAACAAAUACAUUGAGCUUCUCGAAGGAGAGAAGCUGCGACAGAUAGCCUUUAUCCAAUCGGCCUACUCGUUGGUUAAGAACUAUGGCUUCGAUGGCUUAGAUCUAGCUUAUCAGUUUCCCCGCAACAAGCCCCGAAAGGUGCACGGCGAGCUGGGUACGGUCUGGAAGAGUUUCAAGAAACUCUUCACUGGCGACUUCAUAGUUGACGAAAAUGCGGCCCUGCACAAAGAGCAGUUCACGGCUUUCGUGCGAGAUGUGAAGAAUUCCCUACGUAACGAUGGAUUCUUGCUCAGUUUGACGGUGCUUCCCAAUGUCAACUCGACGUGGUACUUUGAUAUACCUGCAUUGAACGGACUCGUCGACUUCGUCAAUUUGGCUGCCUUUGAUUUUCUAACACCUGCCCGUAACCCCGAGGAAGCGGAUUAUACAGCUCCACUAUACGAACUGCCAGGCCAAAAUCGUCUACCCCAUUACAAUGCCGACUUUCAAGUCAAAUAUUGGCUACAACAGGGAUUCCCCGGCAGCAAACUCAAUUUAGGUGUUGCUAGCUAUGGAAAUGCCUGGAAGCUGACUAGCGAAUCUGGCCUGGAAGGUACACCUGUGGUGCCACACACCGAGGGAGCUGCCCCGGAAGGCUUGCAAUCACAGAAGCCUGGGCUGCUCAGCUUCCCAGAGAUCUGCUCCAAGCUCCCCAAUCCACAAAAUCAAUAUCUCAAGGGAAAUGAUUCGCCAGUGCGACGUGUGGGUGAUCCAUCGAAGCGCUAUGGUAUCUACGCCUAUCGCGCCGUUGACGGAGCCGUAACUGAGGGUCUUUGGAUCAGUUACGACGACCCCGAAGUAGCAUCUAACAAAGCGGGCUAUGUGCGUGCCAAUAAUUUGGGCGGCAUAGCUCUAUUCGACCUGAGCUACGAUGAUUUCCGUGGCCAGUGCAGCAAUGACAGAUACCCAAUAUUACGCUCCAUAAAGUAUCGCUUGUAAGCUGAACUGUAUAUACAUACAAAUA
This is a messenger RNA of Drosophila arizonae, 1409 nucleotides long. It is a transcript of the gene Idgf2, whose product is annotated as Imaginal disc growth factor 2. Lineage: Eukaryota; Metazoa; Arthropoda; Insecta; Diptera; Drosophilidae. The record is from RefSeq and is a predicted model, not a curated record. Gene Ontology annotation, cellular component: extracellular region. Gene Ontology annotation, biological process: carbohydrate metabolic process; chitin catabolic process. Gene Ontology annotation, molecular function: chitin binding; chitinase activity.